Messenger RNA from Drosophila rhopaloa, 381 nucleotides. RefSeq lists its product as uncharacterized. The coding region runs from base 68 to 247 and encodes 59 amino acids. The transcript has 2 exons. Lineage: Eukaryota; Metazoa; Arthropoda; Insecta; Diptera; Drosophilidae. The record is from RefSeq and is a predicted model, not a curated record.
CCCACAAAACUUCACAAGGAAACAUCUAACUUUCAAUUUUUAUUUUACUUUUACAAAAACUAUCAGAAUGUUUGAAUCGUUCGACUGGAAUUCGGGACUAGAUUUGAAGAAUUAUCGCGAUGUAAAGCAGCGUGUUGUGAGGAAAAUCGGGGAUCUGGAGCGCAAAGGAGUAAUGUGGGGUUGUCUCAUUGGCAUCGAAGAUGGCAAGGAUGAUGCUUUAUUCCGUUUCUUGAGGGAGAACGCUUAAGCCGGCUCACAAAAUUGGAAAAAUGUAUAAAUGAAAUACAUAUUACAAGUUAUUUUAAAUCAGAGACAAGAAAAUACUCAUACUCAAUAAUUAAAUAAAAUGUUUGGGUGUAGUUUUUGACACUCGUAUCUCAA